Molecule: messenger RNA, 2487 nt
Organism: Symbiodinium sp. CCMP2456
Lineage: Eukaryota; Dinophyceae; Suessiales; Symbiodiniaceae
Source: the annotation of a GenBank genome assembly
AUGAAUUUGUAUGUGGAGUUCUUUGGCAAGCCGCGUGGGACAUAUGGAGGGGAGAUGGGGACUUUGGCGCGUGGGGUGUCCAAGAAGCGCAAGAAGAUAGGUGCCGAUGGGACCCAGACCGAAGUCAGCCUGAUGAAAAAACAGCGUGCAGCUCUGGAGCAUCUGGCAACAGUGAGGCCUGCGGGGAGACAGAAAACCAUGUUUGGCACGGCCAUGCCGGGCCCGGCGGAUGUGGCAUCAGUCUGGACCGAUAGACAUGCUGAUCUGUCAGAAGCUUUCAAGGAGAAGCUUGCCUGCAAGGUAGCGGAGGCCCGAGAGACUACAAAGCAGGGGCUGCGAGCUUCCUGCACUGCCCCGCUGAAGACGAUGGCCAAAAAGAGCGCAGCCCGACGGAUCCAGAAGAUGCACGAUGACAUGGCCAAAGCAGCGGCGCGGGGUGCGGCGAGACGUUACGAUGCUGCAACUUGCUAUAUCUCCGCAAAGAACAUCUCGCCUGUGCACUCGCAGAGAACGACAGAGGACCUCCGCAAGGCCGAUAUCAUCAUCACCGGCCGCAAGUUGGAGAAGCCCGAUUGGAGAGCUGCGCAUGCCAUGGUGACGGGCAAGGUCGUCGCUGAGGGCACCGACCUAAGCAAAUCUCGAUACAUCAAGUGGCAGAAGCGGCCGGAGACGAUGACAAGCCAGUCCUUGUAUUUCACCGAGCCUUUCCAGAAGAAGUUUCGCAGCUUGGACAAGCUUCUGCGUGAGGUGGCCGAUCGCGAGGGCUCCAAAUGGAAGAUAGUUCCGAAAGAGUCGUAUCCGCCACCCAAAGGCACCAAAGUGCUCUCCCCGGCCAAUAUUUGGGAGAGCUUGUUUUGGCUCCAGAUUUCGUCCGCUGCGGCAGCCAUCAACUGGCAAGCUGUGAGCAAAGUGGCCCAGAGUGAGCUGGUCCUAGGCGGAUCGUUAUCCCAGGCAGAAAUUGGUGUGGUGUCGCCGGAGAACGUGAAUGUCUAUCCAGAUGCGGACUCCGUCCGCGUCAUCUGGGGCGAGGAGAUGGUGCUUGGACUGAUGGUGGGGAUCUUGAAGAUCUACGAGCGGGCCGUUAAGAAUCAAUCGCCGAAGGAAGUGGCGACUGUGAUGAAGAGGUGGGUGGUCGAGGUGGCAUGCUGCCCCCUCAGGUGGCACCCACGUAGUUCCGAGAGCGGCGUCUUGCUCGCAGGCUUCAAGAUGGACGAGGCCGUUCAAGCCAAGAGCCUGUGCCGACUGACAUUUAGCCAGAUCGCGAUUCGCAUCAACUACACCAAGAAUGUUCUUGAGAAAGAAGGAAAGCUGAAAGACAAGGAGAGUUUGUAUAACUUCUUUGCGAAAGUCAAUGCGACAACGAAAGAGGAGCUCAGUCAGUCAGUCAAUUGUGAUGCAUGUUUGAAAUUGUUACUGUUGAAGCUUUAUUCCUCUGCGCAGGCUCCCUACUCCAAGAGUGCCAUUUCGUUCAUGGAGAUCUUCGGUGAAGAGAUCCUCGGCACUGAGUCGCUUCUCUACGAGUUUCGCCAGUUGGAAGGACUCUGUUUGUCGUACGAUGGACCGCUUUCAGGCUGGUCCAAGGUUGAAAGACUCACUGGGGGGGUGAAGAGCCACCUGAAGAAGAGAUCGAUCGUCGCGACCCUGGAGCAGAGGCAGGACUACUACAGGUUCAUAUUUCGCUCUCUGAUGGCAUCGUUGAGCAACAACGACGACCGAUCCAUGUCCAAAGAAUUCGUCGGAGGUGGUAAAGGAAAGGUCGGUCUCUUCGAGACUUACUGCUUUCGCUAUACGGUCUUGAAGGAGCUGCUGGCAAUGGUGGCCAAAUGGGAUGUUAGUGCGGCCGAUAGAGUGCGGAACAAGAUGCUGUCGCCGGAGGUUGCCAAGUCAAAAAUGACUUGGGUGUCCUGUCAGCAUUCAGUUCAGCUUGCCAUUAGCAGUCUUUGGAAGCCGUCACCUGUCAUCGCUAGCAGAGGUGGGAGCAGAGAAGAAGAGCAUCCAGACGGUGAGUACGAUGCCACGAUGAGAGGAAUGGCAAAGAACUGUUCUACGGCGUCGGGCGAUGAACUGAUCAGUUACGGGUCUUUGUCGGAUAAAACUAGCUCUCUGAAGGAGCAGUUGAAAAAUGAUUUUCCGGCCGAUGGAGCAUUGGCGUCACUACAGCGGCUGAUGACGACCGAUGGGGCCGACAGCAAGGACAAGGAAAACACAGCCGAGGAGAUGCAGACGGACGCGAUGAAGUUGCAAGAACGAAUCAGACAGGUUGCCAAGGCGAAGGUGGCCAAGAUGUUCGAGAUCUUUGCGCCGAAGUCGUCAGAGGCGAGCCCAUCACUGGUUGCCACUCUAAUGGCCACUGCGGUUGCGACAAAGGUUCAGCUCCAGACCGAUGAGUGCGGCGUCGUGGUGGUAAAUCCAAAAAUGUGGUCGGAGACGAAGACCCGUCCAGAUGCACUUUUCGCCCCGCCCCACGGCUAUGUCCCCUGUGGGUAA